This is a messenger RNA of Condylura cristata (star-nosed mole), 1146 nucleotides long. RefSeq names its product Rieske (Fe-S) domain containing (gene RFESD). NCBI's taxonomy places the organism in Eukaryota, Metazoa, Chordata, Mammalia, Eulipotyphla, Talpidae. The record is from RefSeq and is a predicted model, not a curated record. The transcript is spliced from 4 exons. Bases 14 to 745 code for a protein of 243 amino acids. Gene Ontology annotation, molecular function: 2 iron, 2 sulfur cluster binding.
UCCAGUGUUAAAUAUGCGACUUGCACUGUCAGCUCCUAGACUGUCAGCUCCGAGGCCUGGCGCGUGCUCCGUGGGCUUCAGGUGGCUGGUCCAGUCCACCCGCAGGGCGCGGGGGCGGGACAGCCCGGCGCUCUCGAGUCACGUGGACGCCUCGCCGGGCGGGAGGAGGCUCCGAGCGGCCUCUGGAACUUUGAGUCGCGCAGUCGCAUCACGCGAGGGCCGCGGCGGGCUGGUUUCAUGGAGGCGGAGCGAGGGACGCGACGACGCUAGAAUGGAUCUUAGUGGCUCUGCUCAAGAUCCUGAAAUGAAGGAAUAUUCUCCAGUCUGUGUUGGCAGAGAAGAUGACAUUAAAAAAAUGGAAAGAAUGACAGCUGUUGUCCAUGAAAGAGAAGUGGUUAUUUUCUACCAUAGAGGAGAAUAUCACGCUAUGGAUAUUCGCUGUUACCAUUCAGGAGGACCUUUACAUUUGGGAGAAAUAGAGGAUUUUGAUGGACGACCAUGUAUAGUUUGCCCCUGGCAUAAAUACAAAAUUACUUUGGCAACUGGAGAAGGACUGUAUCAGUCAAUAAACCCCAAAGAUCCAUCAGCAAAACCCAAGUGGUGCUCCAAAGGAAUAAAGCAAAGGAUUCAUACAGUAACAGUGGACAAUGGGAAUAUCUAUGUGACUCUUUCUAAUGAACCAUUUAAAUGUGACUCUGAUUUUUAUGCUACUGGAGACUUCAAAGUAAUUCAGACUUCUUCCUGAUAAAGUUAUAUGGCAAUGACAAUUGUGUACAUUUUGCAAAUAUUUUUGAAAUAAUUAUGGAUGAUUUUUCCAACAUAGGUGUAUUUUAUUACUUUUAAAACUAAGAAAUACCAAGAGAGUUAAAGGUACAUAUACUUAGUGUGAUAUAAGGAUUAUCAGGAUAUAUUUCAUCCUCUGGAUUCAUUAGAAAACCUGAAGGUUAGAUGUUUAGAAUGUACAAUUUAAAAAGGACAAAAGAAAGUAAAUGGAAUAACCCAAAAUGAAAGGGUAAAAAAGAAAGGCCUCAUGAGAAAUAGAUUGUCUGGGAAAAGAAAUUCCUAUUUAAUGUAGUAGAUUUUGUCAUGGAAAAGUUUUUACACAAAGUAAAUAGGAUAGUAUAGUCACCCAACUUUAAUUGUUAG